Molecule: messenger RNA, 1434 nt
Organism: Cryptotermes secundus
Lineage: Eukaryota; Metazoa; Arthropoda; Insecta; Blattodea; Kalotermitidae
Exons: 9
Coding region: 490-1419 (309 amino acids)
Source: RefSeq, a predicted model, not a curated record
AAUAACAUGGGAGUUUCACGGGUUCACGGGGCUGGUGGAGACCGUCAUUAGUAGCGGUCAUUAGUCAUUAGGAAGAGCAAUAGUCUCAAAUUUGAGUAUAGAGGGUAGUUGUAAUGCUUCCGCGUCGUAAUGUCAGUCAUGCUGCCCGCCAAUAACAUUGAGUUGCCAAGGGUUGGAAUCAGUUUUUGCUGUUAAGUGUGGUGUAUCGACGCGAAUUGUGGUCGUGGAAGUGGAAUGCGUGGCUGACAGUUUGUCGUAUUCCGAAGCAGACGCUUGUUUACGAGCACUUCAAAAUUGUAUUUUCUAGCACUUGAAUGCUGAAUGUAAUGAUGUGAAUAGGUUGAGAUGACCCCAGAGCACUAGUGAGGCUGGAAGGAUUAGGUCAAAUGAAAAAAAUCCAGUGACCUCAUCGGGACUUGAACCCGCGACCUUCUGGCAGAUACUUUGGAAACACUGGUAACUUGCAGACCACAUGACGUCACAUCAUAGAUGAGCGAUUCCGAAGAGUUUUAUGAAUUUGCUGCACUGAAGCUGACAAAAUCUAUUUGUUCAGAGGAGAAAAAAAUAGUACUUGAUCCAGCAGUCACCCUUGCACAGCGGCAGAAAGAUGCUGAACUGGACAUUAAAAUUGCAGAGCUAACCAAGGAUACAGAAUCUUUAUCAUUUAAACAUGUAAGCAGUGGUGAUUCAUCCAUUGAAGCUUUUGUUCAGAAGCUGCACCAACCUUCAGUACAGGAAAUUAAAAGCAGUCAUCCUUGUCGAACUACAUUUGUACCCAAAGAGUUCAGCUGUUUAUUCAGUCAAGAUUCCUUGAACAUUAAAGACUUUCAGCUCCCCCAUGGACCUUUCACACAGACUCUGCAUCAGAUGAGUGGUCCUGAACUCCAUGAAUGCAUCUGCAGAUAUGAAUUGAAGCUUCCAUCCCUGUCAGAUGAAGUUCUUCAUCCAUUGUGUCAGUUCUUGUUUUUGUUAAUGUCAGUGCAUAGAGAUGAGAGAACUGUUCAUGCCUGUGCAGUAACCUUGUACUGCAUUAAGGGGGACUGGUACCCCAGUUUUGACAUCAUCUUAAUCAUCUUCAUAAAUUGGGGAAUAAGUUCAGAAUUCCUGGAUGUAUAUAGUAUAGGAAAGAAUGGAAAUUUUCCUUUGAAGUUAACAAAAAAGCUGGUAUCAAAUCUAAGAGUCCCAGACAACAAUGUUGAAAAGGUUUUGGAAUUUAUUCAUUCUGUAGCUCCAUCACUUUCUAAAAACGGUCCAGAAGACAAGUUUAACAAGCUCAUGCAAGUUCUGGUACUAUCAGCUCUUGAUGAAGGAUUCAGAUCACCUGUGCUGCAGUCCUGUUACUCACGUUGCAUUGGAGUGCUAUUAAAUGCCAUUCCAGAAAGUCAGUGGAAUGAAAACAGAGUAAGUGAAUGUACUUAAUAAGAAGUACAGUUA